Molecule: messenger RNA, 1728 nt
Organism: Telopea speciosissima
Lineage: Eukaryota; Viridiplantae; Streptophyta; Magnoliopsida; Proteales; Proteaceae
Product: probable protein phosphatase 2C 76
Exons: 9
Coding region: 437-1480 (347 amino acids)
Biological process (GO): protein dephosphorylation
Cellular component (GO): nucleus; cytosol
Molecular function (GO): cation binding; protein serine/threonine phosphatase activity
Source: RefSeq, a predicted model, not a curated record
UCGCUCGCUCGUUCAUUCGUUCGCAUCUGUAAAUCUCUCCCCUGUCGAUAAAUAUUACUCACAGUGGAGUGACGUUCGGAGCCUUCUUUAGGGUUUCAGAUAGCUCUGAUCUGAUUCAAAUGGCAGAGAGAGAAGGCAAUGGCGAAUUCGAGCUGGAGAUAGUAAAUGAUUAUGUCAGAAGUUGAGAUCUGCGUCACUCUUAUCGGAUGCUCGAAUCGCAAGUGAAAUAUUGUUUUUCUUCAAUUACUGUUAUCUUUAAUCCAAUAGAAACGAAGAUUUCAGAGGGAGAUCUAUACUUGUAUAGAUACUGUCUUCUCGUUGUGUAAGCGUUCUGAUUCGAUUGCUAAAUUGGAUUUUAGUAAAGUCAAGCAGAUCUGCAGUUUAUUUGGUUCAUCGGUCACAAUUUCUGGCAUUUAGGCCAGGAUCGUUUAUUUAGAUGGUAUGGAACACUAGCUUAAGGAACAUAGUCGUUCAAGCUGGACAUAUCAGGGGUUUUUGUAAGGGAAGAGUGCAGUUGAGGGAUAUCCGUCGGGGCUUGGAUGCCAGACUUGGCGCCCAGUAUUCAUUAAUUCGCAGAUUCAGGGCGGUCGAAGCGAUGAUGGUUGACAAAGGUGCAAAUGCUGAACGGGGAACCGUAGCUGACUUCUUGCCCGAGAAAGAAAAUAUGGAAGAUAAUGGCUGUGCUACUGGAGGAUGGCGAAGUGAAGAUGGAAGACUGAGCUACGGCUAUUCAAGUUUUAGGGGAAAGAGGGCCAGCAUGGAGGACUUCUAUGAUGUUAAAAUGUCAAAGAUUGAUGGUCAAACAGUUUGUCUGUUUGGAAUAUUUGAUGGUCAUGGUGGUUCUCGUGCAGCUGAAUUUUUGAAGGAACACUUGUUUGAGAAUCUCAUGAAGCAUCCAAAAUUUAUGACAGAUACCAAGUUGGCUAUAAGUGAAACUUAUCAAAGGACUGACAUGGACUUCCUGGAUGCCGAAAGCAAUACUUACCGUGAUGAUGGGUCUACUGCUUCAACAGCUGUUUUGGUUGGUAAUCAUCUAUAUGUAGCAAACGUGGGAGAUUCACGGGCAGUAAUAUCAAAAGCAGGCAAAGCAAUACCCCUGUCUGAAGAUCACAAACCAAACAGAAGUGAUGAGCGGAAGAGAAUUGAAAGUGCUGGAGGGGUUGUCAUGUGGGCAGGUACUUGGAGGGUUGGGGGUGUCUUGGCAAUGUCCCGUGCAUUUGGCAACCGCUUACUGAAACCGUUUGUUGUAGCAGAACCUGAGAUUCAGGAACAAGAAAUUGGUGAUGAAUUUGAAUGCCUGGUGCUGGCCAGUGAUGGACUUUGGGAUGUAGUACCAAAUGAGGAUGCUGUUUCCCUUGCAAGAGCCGAGGAAGAACCUGAGGCAGCAGCCCGGAGGUUGACAGAGACUGCUUAUAAUCGUGGCAGUGCGGACAACAUCACCUGCAUUGUGGUGAGAUUCAACCAUGACAACGCAGAAUAAGGUUUCCUCCAACACGAGGGUAUCAGGAAUGACUGGCUUGAUUCCAAAUCUAAAUUAUUGCAUUUGAUAAUUCUAGAUGAAAAUUUUUCCAUGUGCAUAGUAGUCCAUGUGAGUAUUGACAAGCACAGGUACGGUUUGUUACAGGGACCUGUUUAUUCAGUGUUUUGUCUAUAUCUUCUGCAGCAUACUGGGGCAACCAUCUUGUUCUUUAUUCUAUAGUCUUGCAGUGUGAUGGUGUUCCCUUAUUC